CCCUGUGUUUAGUUUUUGCUUCAAUGACGCAAACAAAUUUUUAUUAGAAAAUUUUUUAGAAAUAUUUUUUCCUUUCCUCUACAAUGGAAUCAAAUGACAAGUCAGAUGAGGAUAAAGCUGCAGAUGCACGUGAAGCUAGAAGAAGAAGAAUCCUUGAAAAUAGUAAUAAAAGACUGGGAAAGAUUACUGGCCGCGAGCAUAAUGAAGAAAUAACAGUGGCAGAGCCUAUUAUGAAUGGGGUUUAUCCAGAUCCAGAAAUGGAACGUGAUGUGUAUGAAGCACCUAUGUUAGUUGCCGGAAUUGAUCCUGAUCAAGAUAUUUUCGAGAUGCUAAAGACAAUGCAAGGCGGUGGAAAUCCACAAUUUUCUCGAGCAUCUCAGCAACAACAUCCAUCUCCUGUUCCAGAAACAUUCUUAUCAAAAUUCAUACGAUCAAAAUUUCCUAUCGUAUUAAUAUCUUUAGCUGUUUACAUGAUAUUCACAUUCAACAUGGAAUUCUUAGUCGGUGGUGCUGUUUUCAGUUCUUUAAUUAUAUGGGAAAUCUUUGAAUUCAUCAUGACAACAUUUAUAAUAAAACAGCCUACUCAACCAACUGGCAUAAUAAGCAUUCUAUUUGCUUUUGGAGGCAUCAAUCAAGAGAAAGCGGAAAUAAUUAUGAAACUUCUCGGUCUAUUCAACAAAAUUCUUCGUGAUGUUGCAAUUUUCUUAUUCACAUUUGUGAUGAUUCAUUUAGCUUGGAGCUUCUUUGUAGCAGGCGAAAAUCUUACUGAGAUUCUAGACAAAGAUUUUAGCAAUUUAUUAAGAAAUGAUGAGUUAUAAUUGAAAGAAAGUUUCUAAUCCUGAACCUGAACGCAACUCGCGCUUUUUUUGCUAAAUAUAUUUUAUUCAAAUCUUUUAAAGUUGUCCACCUUUAGAAGCCUUGUCUGAACAUUCAUUAAAACACUCGCGCCAUGACUCAUAGCUGCACAUGUUUUCGAACAAUCCAAUCCAAAUCAGUUUUAAUGCUGUCACAAAGAAAAAAAAAUAAAAUAAAUUAUAAAUAAAAGUUUUUUCACAACCUAA
This is a messenger RNA of Clunio marinus, 1061 nucleotides long. NCBI's taxonomy places the organism in Eukaryota, Metazoa, Arthropoda, Insecta, Diptera, Chironomidae. The record is from the annotation of a GenBank genome assembly.